GUGCCUUAGAACCAUGUUGCCUUCAGUACUCCCGCCGACAGACUGCACUAUCGCUCCGAUAGAAUCUAUCAAAUUGAUUAUAACGGAGAAGGUGAGAGCUCCUUUUUCAUUGCUUUUACAAAAUUCAUUAUGGCGUGAAAUGAAAGUGUCCGACUAAUAAAAAAACUUUGAUCAACCUCUGGAAUGAAUACCCUCCAUCGCUUAGCUUAUGAGAUGAAACUGUGCUUACGAAGAAUAUACUUCAGGGUUGGAAAUGACCUGACUGUCUUCUGGUAUUUUUGUCAUCCGUGUAUUAAUUAGGUGGCUGUGAUCAGUGCAGGAACUCAUUGACAAAUUAUCAACAUUUGUUCUUUUAAAAAUGCCAAAGGAAGACCCCGAAACCACUGCUUUGAAAAAAGAACUAACCGAUCUGAUAUCCAAAGUUAAGGCGGAUCAAGAGAAGCUUGCGGACGCAAAACUCGCGGAAAAAUGCUCCGAUCUGGGAGACGUACCCAAGAUUAGAUUCGUCACCAAGAAGACUCUGAAAGGACAUCUUAACAAAGUAAACUCAGUGCAUUACAGCGGAGAUUCCAGACACUGCGUCACGGGCUCUCUGGACGGAAAAUUAAUUAUCUGGGAUACUUGGAGCGGUAACAAAGUUCAAAUCAUACCUCUACGUUCUGCUUGGGUUAUGAGCGUCGCAUUCGCGCCGUCUGGUAACUUCGUCGCUUGCGGCGGCAUGGACAACAUGUGCACGGUGUAUGACGUGAACAAUCGUGACGCCACCGGAGCCGCUAAGAUGGUCCGUGAACUGGCCGGCUACGAGGGCUUCCUUAGCAGUUGCCGUUUCCUCGAUGACACACACAUACUGACUGGAUCCGGUGAUAUGAAAAUUUGCGUUUGGGACUUGGAAGCUGGUAAGCGUGAAAUGGAAUUUGAUGCUCACGCCGGCGACGUAGUCAGCAUUUCACUGUCACCAGACAUGAAGUCAUACGUUACCGGUUCCGUGGACAAAACAUGUAAGCUGUGGGACGUCCGGGAUGAGAAAGCAAAGCAAACAUUCUUCGGUCACGAAGCCGACGUGAAUAGCGUUUGUUAUCACAAUGGCGGUUACGCAUUCGCAACGGCUUCUGAAGAUAAAACGGCUCGCCUGUUUGACAUUCGCAGCGACCAGCAGCUGGGUCACUACACACCACCUGGAGCUAGCGGAUUCACAAGCUGCGCUUUGUCUCUCAGUGGAAGAUACUUGAUGGCAGGUUCGGAUGAUAAUUCAGUCCAUUCUUGGGAUACGCUCAAAGUUUCUCAUACAGGUACUCUGAACGGCCAUGAAAAUCGAGUGACGUCUAUUUCCGUUGCACCCAAUGGCGUUGCUAUGGCCAGCUGUUCCUGGGACUCGAGCGUCAGAGUUUGGGGCUAAAAUAUGAUCCACACAUUGACUACAUAAAAAAACCACAAUUGAUCCUGUUUAGAAUAUUUUCCUUAGCCAUGAAUAUUCUUCUUCUUCUUCUUUGUCGUUUCCUCAUUACUGAGGGUCGUGACCACCUUGGUCCAGUUUUUGCACCAGCUUCCUCCAAUGUUGCCUGCAUUCGGCCUGCUUAAUGGCGCCCGGGACACUGGUGAUUGUGGCCUCCUUGACAAUGUCCGUCCACCUGGUUGGCAAUCUUCCUCGACUUUUCUUUCCUUCCACGUGACCUACAACUAUUAAUUUUUCCAAGUUCUCAGGAUUUUGCCGGGCCACGUGUCCGAAGUACUUGAGGAGACGCUGCAUACAGAUCGUAGAUAGACGGGUCUUGACGUUUAGCUCCGAGAGAAUUGACACAUUUGUUCGGCGCUCCGUCCAUGAUACACCCAACAUUUUGCGCCAACACCACAUUUAAAAUGCGUCAAUUCUCGAUCGGGUACGGGCCUUGAGGGUCCAGGUCUCAGAAGCGUACAAGAAUAUGGAGAAGAUAAGGGUUCUCAUAAGCUUUAUCUUAGUUUUUUUGUUUAUGCUGUGAUUUCUCCAAAUCUUCUCCAAUCGCUUAACGGCUGAUUUCGACAUCUGGGCCCUUCUGACCACCUCCCUGUUACAAUCACUGUCACUGAAUAUUAUACCUUCAAUAAACGUUUAAACACA
Molecule: messenger RNA, 2095 nt
Organism: Bombyx mori (domestic silkworm)
Lineage: Eukaryota; Metazoa; Arthropoda; Insecta; Lepidoptera; Bombycidae
Gene: Gbeta76C
Product: guanine nucleotide-binding protein subunit beta-2
Exons: 11
Coding region: 359-1396 (345 amino acids)
Biological process (GO): G protein-coupled receptor signaling pathway
Cellular component (GO): heterotrimeric G-protein complex; cytoplasm
Molecular function (GO): protein binding; signaling receptor complex adaptor activity
Source: RefSeq, a predicted model, not a curated record